Messenger RNA from Cercopithifilaria johnstoni, 2019 nucleotides. Lineage: Eukaryota; Metazoa; Nematoda; Chromadorea; Rhabditida; Onchocercidae. The record is from the annotation of a GenBank genome assembly.
AUGAACGAAUGGGACUGGACCAGUAUGUCGGAGCAUAAUUUUGCCGAACUUUGUGUAUUUCAUGUGCCUGAUAAGCCAUUGGAACAUCAGGAUCCAAACAAUCGCGCCGCAACAUCAUUGCCAUUGAACUUGACUAUCCGAUCUUCACAUGAAGUGCCGAAAGCGAUAGGUGUUUGGAGCAUGGAUUAUAUUCCACGUGGUGCACGUUUUGGACCAUUGGUCGGUGAGCAUAAAAAACCUGAUAUUACGGAAGCUACGGUAAGCCCAGCUGAAGCUAGUGGUGCUGGAGGUUCAUGCCAUUCCUACUGUGGUGGUGCUUCAAGCUCCGCCCUUAGAAGUGAGCUACCUUGGGAACCAGUCUGGAAAAUAUUUAGCAGUAGCGGUAGUAUACUGAUCCGAUUGUUGGAUGUAAGUGAAAAUCGCAAAAGUAAUUGGAUGAAAUUUGUCAAUCGAGCACGAACAAAGGAUUCGCAAAAUUUAGUCGCUUGUCAGGUAGAAAGUGAAAUUUACUUCUACUCCGUGAAACCAAUUAAGCCAAAUACGGAAUUACUAUAUUGGUAUAGUCAGGAUUAUGCACAACGUAUUAAUUUUCCAACAUUCUGUGAAUACUGGAAAGUUCCCUCACCAAAAGUUCUGAAAUGUGUUGAAACAGCAAGUGCUUCGGGAUCAAGUCGGAAUACUGAACCGAAACAACAACAACAACAACAACAACAACAACAACAGCAACAACUAACAUCAUCACAAGAAGCUCUUGAUUUCUCUCUAAAAAAAUCAACAAAGGAAUCAACUGUUGGUGUUGCAAGUGCCACAUCAAAACGAUCAACAGAUGCUCACUCACCGUUUACGUCUUCAACUGGUAGCGAUUUGACGCAAUUACUCACUGAUGAUUGCGAAUCGAGCAUUAAUUCGACGUCAACAUUGUCAUCACCAACUUCACCGCUCACCACUAAUGAAAGACAGCAAAGGAUUACUCGACCUAACGUAAUCCAAAAUCCAGUACAUCGUCCAGUUGCAACUAAAAUCCCGCAAAGUGCAGUACCUCAAGUGGCAACCGGAUUAUCACCGCUACAACCAAGUGCCAUCAAUCCAUAUAAUACGCUGUUGCAUGAAUUCUGGCGGCGCAGUUCAGCUUUAGGUGUUACAACAGGUGGAAUUUGGGUACCACCACAACCAAAUCAUGGUGUUGCUGCAACGCCACAUAUUGCACGACCAUGUUCACCUGGACGACCACCUGCAUGCUCACCUGCACCUGCGUUUGCAGCAACAGCAAGUCCCCCAUUUGGUACAACACUUGCCGGAACGCUUUACCCUUCAACCACUCCUACAAAAGCAUCAUUUUUUGCCGCCCAACCGCAACCUCUUCUUCCUUUAAGCAUUCCACCACCCCCAUUAGCCACGUCGCCGACCGCUUUCCAAGCUGCGUCCAGUAAUUCUCCGUAUCUGCGUAACAGACAACCUUAUCCAGUGCAAAAAUCUCAAAUUAACGGGAAGACCCGGUAUGAAUGCAGGGAAUGUAGCAAAACAUUCGGGCAGCUAUCAAAUUUGAAAGUACAUUUACGAACUCACACCGGUGAACGACCAUUCAAAUGUAGCAUUUGUUUCAAAGAAUUUACUCAGUUGGCUCAUCUACAAAAACAUCACCUUGUUCAUACCGGUGAAAAACCGCAUCAGUGUGAUGUUUGUCAGAAACGCUUUAGCAGUAUGUCAAAUUUGAAGACACAUUUACGCCUUCACAAUGGUCAGAAACCUUAUCCAUGCGAUCUUUGUAGCGCCAAAUUUACUCAGUUUGUCCAUUUGAAGCUUCAUAAACGCUUACAUACCAAUGAACGGCCAUACAAUUGUUCAUGUUGCGGAAAGAAGUAUAUUUCUCCGUCAGGCCUACGAACUCAUUGGAAAUCAACAAGUUGUCGACCAGCAACUGAUGGCGAAAUGCAUAUCAUCGACUUGGAUAGCGAAGAAAAUAGCAGAACGCUCCGUGAUGAGCAAUGCGUUACCAGUACAACACCGGUACCGCGGUGA